Cadophora gregata is the source of this 910-nucleotide messenger RNA. RefSeq lists its product as uncharacterized. Lineage: Eukaryota; Fungi; Ascomycota; Leotiomycetes; Helotiales; Ploettnerulaceae. The record is from RefSeq and is a predicted model, not a curated record. The transcript has 5 exons. Gene Ontology annotation, biological process: mRNA 5'-splice site recognition; mRNA splicing, via spliceosome; spliceosomal snRNP assembly. Gene Ontology annotation, molecular function: pre-mRNA 5'-splice site binding; zinc ion binding. Bases 44 to 604 code for a protein of 186 amino acids. Gene Ontology annotation, cellular component: nucleus; U1 snRNP.
CGACAACCUGAACCCCACGACAUCAAGCCAGACCUCAUUCAAGAUGCCCAAAUUCUUCUGUGAUUAUUGCGAUGUGUACCUCACACACGAUUCCAUGAGCGUCCGCAAAGCUCACAACAGCGGUCGAAACCAUCUGCGAAAUGUAGUCGACUACUACCAACAAAUCGGUCAUGAGAAAGCCCAGUCUGUUAUCGACUCCAUCACCUCUUCGUACGCCGCAGAAGGCCAAUCCUCGUCGAAUCCAAUGCUCGGUCAAAAUCCAGGUGUACACGCUCCUCCUCCACCAUUUCCCUUCCCAGGUGGCGUUCCACCACCACCCUUCGGUAUGCCCGGUCUCCCUGGUAUGCCUCCCAUGCCAGGUAUGCCCGGAAUGCCCCCACCAAACGGCAUGAUCCCCCCUCCAGGCGGCCGAGGAAUGCCUCCAAUGCCACCAUUUCCAGGCGGACUUCCAUUCCCUCCACCAGGCGGUCUCCCUCCUAACUUUCAAUUCCCGCCUCCUGGAGGUCUGCCCCCCAAUUUCCAAUUUCCUCCGCCGCCACAGGGUAUGAAUGGUCCACCAGGAGGACCGCCAGGUGGAGGACCUCCCGCUGGUGAGAGACGAUAAGUUAUGAAGAUGCGAAAAGAGGAGUACGUUGAGAUCUAGGAAAGGCAUGUGUACGGGGAUAGUGAGAUGAGUCAACAAAAGCUCUACUCUGUUCCACACUACGAAGACAAGGUCGAGAACCGAUAAGAGGAUUGGUGGGAUUGUGCACGGCGUUUUGGGGGCUCAUAAGUGGCGUUCGAUGGGUCGAAAAUGUAAUUUUAAGGCGAUGACCACACAGAUGGAUCGAUCUUUCUGCCGCCACCCUUGUAACUACCUCGUGAUGAUGGUAUGAGAAUGGAGACUGCAAAGUUCAGACUGACAAAUAAC